Molecule: messenger RNA, 1686 nt
Organism: Dichotomopilus funicola
Lineage: Eukaryota; Fungi; Ascomycota; Sordariomycetes; Sordariales; Chaetomiaceae
Exons: 3
Coding region: 1-1686 (561 amino acids)
Cellular component (GO): nucleus; ribonucleoprotein complex; cytoplasm
Molecular function (GO): mRNA binding
Source: RefSeq, a predicted model, not a curated record
AUGCACCGAAACCAGCAUCAGCACCGGAAUUUGGAGGUGUUCACGGUCAAGCCGGGCCCCGAGACCGGGUUGUACUACAUUUUGGUUGCGAACCUUGCCCACCGCACGACAUGGAGGGAGCUCAAAUCGUUCGCAUCUCAGGCCUGUGAGGUGGACCAUGCCGAAGUCUACCCUCCCACUUCGGGGUUCGUCCGGCGACGACCGAUUCUGACCCAAACAGGAUAUCUCGAUGGCAACACGCUCGAAUACCGCGCGCUGCAAGCAGAUGGACGAAACCUAAACCAAGACACCGUCGUCAAGCUCUUGCUUACCGAUUACCACGCGGUGAAGAUCAUGCGAGGAGACAACACGAGAGUGGUGGCCGAGCCGGGCGAUCCCCCAACCGAGCCCUUGGAAGUGCUGUCUCAGGGCCUGGGAGGCAUGACGUUAGCAGGAGGUGCGUACCUGGAUUAUCAGGGAAACCCUAGUCCGGGGCUCAGCCUGGGUGAUCUUCAGUGGCGCUACCCUACCGGACCCCCGUACGGCGGUCGGGGUUACCAACCCGCUCCAGCUCCAGCCUUACGUCCACCGGGGCCCUUGGCAUACCCCGCGAUGGCCGUCCCGAACCAGGGAUUCGUCCCGCAACCCGUUCUUGGUCCCCCGCCUGCGGUCUAUCAGGGUGGGGCGAACAACUCCUCGGCAUCCACCUCGCCGCAAACCGCGAUUGUCCCAUAUCCGUACGGCGAGAGUCCGACAUACUACCCUCAGGGAGCUGUUUAUGAUGGGAGAGCCCCGAGUUACACAGGUUUUAUCCCACCGCCGCCGCCACCACAACCGGGCAAGAAUAGUGGUCCUUAUACCAACCCGGCAUACGACUACUCUUCCGACGCGCUCACGCCGAUACAGCCCGACAAUGUGCCAUCGAUUAUUGACAGCCGAGCAGCCGGCGUGUUUGAACCACGCAAGAUUCUCAUCCGCGACCUCGAGCGCGAGGGGCUGUCAGAACCUGCCGUCACAGCCCUGCUUAUCCAGCACACGGGCAUUGGAAAUGCCCCGGGCCAGAUCGAAAGAGUGGAAAUACCGCUGAAUCGGGAGGGCAGGUCGCGGGGUACCGCAUAUGUCACAUUUGGCUCGGCCGAUCUCGCCAGUACUGCGGCGGCCGGUGUCAACGGGCUCAGGGUGGGUAGCCGUGAGGUGUCUGCGCGUGUGGUGGAAAACGGAGGAGGAUCCCGGGAAGGAUUGGCUGAGGGUGGACGGUCUGCGUCGGGCCGACGGGUGGGCGGGGCCAGCAGUGGGAAGACUAAUCGGGGAGGUGGAGGAGGUGGGAACUCAAAGUCUCACAGCGGAAAGGUGUCUCGGUCGGGACAGCCGGCCCAGGCUAUGGGGUCUGUGAUCGUGUCUAGCGACGCCUCACUCAAGUCACCCGUUGUCAACGAUCCGCUUUCCGACGAGCCUGUGUACACGACCACCGCCGCUGCGAAUACCUCGAUGUCUGCCUCGGGAUCGAUGUCCUCGUUGGUGGAAGGUAGCAGCCAGAGUCGUAAGAAGGAAGAUCGGCCCGUGAUUGUUGACGGGAGUGGCGGGCGGUGGAAAAAGGAGUCGGCGCCUGUUGUUGUGGAUGGGAGUGGAGGGGCGGGUAGUCAGAGCGGUAGUGGAAGUGGGAAUAAGAAGGCGGCGGGUGGUGGGAAUCGAGGUGCUCGGUUUUGA